Sorghum bicolor (sorghum) is the source of this 838-nucleotide messenger RNA. RefSeq names its product RING-H2 finger protein ATL34. Lineage: Eukaryota; Viridiplantae; Streptophyta; Magnoliopsida; Poales; Poaceae. The record is from RefSeq and is a predicted model, not a curated record. The coding region runs from base 59 to 661 and encodes 200 amino acids. The transcript has a single exon.
CCAUUAGCCACCGCUGGAAGUGUAACACAGAUAAGCUAGCGGCUCCACGGCGGCCUCCAUGGACGACGGCGAAGCAGUUCGCCGCGGGAACGGCGCGUGGGAGAUCGUCCUGCAGGUCCGGCCAGACCCAACCACGGCGUGGUCCGACCGCUACGUGAAGCUUUUCCUGCUGUGGUCGGCGGCCAUCGCGGUGUCCGUGGCGAUCUACGUCUUCACCGGCUACGUCUGGGGCUCCGUCGCCACGGCCGCGUUCCUGGUGGCCGGGUGCUGGAUCACGUGCUGCUGCUACCUCAAGGCUGCGCCGCCGGAGCCGCCGCUGCUCCCGGUGGAUGCCGCCAUCGUUGGCCCGCUGCGGGUCGCCGUGCCGGCGGUCAACUGCGGCGGCAGCAGCGCUAGCGGCCUCAGCCAGGCGGAGGUAGAGGGCGCCAUCCCGGUGUUCGAGUACUGCCGGAAGGCUGCGGCGGAGCAGUGCGCAGUGUGCAUCAACGUCGUGCGAGACGGGGAGGCGGUGAGGCGGCUGCCGGCGUGCGCGCACACGUUCCAUGCGCCGUGCAUCGACGGGUGGCUGCGCGCGCACGCCACCUGCCCGAUGUGCCGUGCCGACGUCAAGGUUGCUGCUGUGGGUGUGGGGCUGCCGGCAGAGUCGUCGCCGGCAGCGUAGUAGUAGUACUUGGGUUACUCUGCUCUGUGCGUCACGUACGUACGUUGAAACCGUACGUAUACCCAGCAUGCUCUUCACCAUUUCUCCUUAAUUUAGAGUUAGUACAACUUGGGAAUCGAAAUUUUGACGUCCAACUUAUAUGUGGCAUUGGCAACUAUAAAAUCGUGAAAAUUUGCC